GGAAUAAAAUGCGCUAUAUCAACCAAACUUUUCUUUUCUUUUAGGAGCUUGUGACAAGAAAAUCCCCUUCCUAGCCUUGGACACAAAGCACUUACACCUGUGGAGUUUACAGUAACAGUGGUGACCAGUAUAGACGACAAAGUUUGUGGGGAAUUCCCAACUGUGAAUAUGAGGAAUUGUGUGAUGGAGUUCAUUGCUCAUUAAAAAAAAGUGUUUUCAGCCGACCACAGGUACUGUAACUGUCAGUUGAUAAGUGAAACCUUGUCGUAGGUUGGGGCAUCAAAACGUGUAUGGGAACAGCCACGUCAGAUUGGCACAUGGGCUGAACAAAGACAAGAUAUUAUCAGAUAUGCUGUUCUGAAUUGUAUAUAAGGUGAUGCCUUCCUCUGCCCCAACAGGCUUCCUUGAUCUCAUUGAAGAAGGUAAGACCUUUGACACUUGGAAGAAAUGUCCUUGCCCUAAAUUCUAGCUUUUCAGGGUGUCAAGAAGCUUGAUUGUACUGCUUACUUCAUCUCCUCAACACCUCAGUGCCGUUCACUGCUGGAACAAUGAGGAAGCUGAUCUUGGUGGCUGUGAUCCUUCAGCUGGUGAUUACAGUCGACAUAAAUGGAUUCCAGUUUGGAGAUAUCAUUUCUUUCAAACCCAGUUGUAAGACGGUUUUGGGGAAAAGCAUUUACUACCAGCACUAUGCUGUCUAUGUGGGCGACAGACAACUCCCUGGUAAAAAAGACGGGCAGAACAUAUUUGAACGCAUAAACGAGAAGCCUUCCUGUGUUUUCUCUACACUGGACAUGACUAAGGAGCCUGAGGUGUUCAAUUACCUCGAUGGAUACAAGGACAAGAAAGGAAAGGAGUACAAGGCAGGAACUGAGGAAGAAAUGACCGCGCGCAUCAACAAACGAAAAGCCAACUGUUGGCCGUAUAAUUUCUUGGCCAACAACUGUGAACACCUUGCUACCUAUGUGCGUUACGGAGUGAGGUUUGCACUGCAGUACAACAUGACUGGUGAAAAACGCUGCAUUAACAACCCCUUCAGAAUCCGUGCAAAAGAUGUGCUGAAGUUCUUAAGGGAAAAGGAAGGGUGGCACAACAAAAAAGAUGUGCUGAAGUUCUUAAGGGAAAAGAAAGGGUGGCACAACAAAAAAGAUGUGCUGAAGUUCUUAAGGGAAAAUGAAGAGUGGCUCAACAAUGUCGCCGGCUUACAAGUAUUCCCUCAAUUAACCCUGUCAGUGUGUCUUGCUCUCUUCUGCAUUUUCCUUAUGUGAUAGUCAGGGGCCAUUAAAGGAAGUGGGGCGAUACAUUCCUUAAUGUAGAACUGGGUCUAACAGCACAGGAGCAUCUGCAUUUUCUACUUUGAUACAAAUGUUUGAGAAAGAAUGUCAACACAGGAUGUUCUCACAUAUUCUCACACAUCAAGCUUUUUUUUGCUCUAUUAUAACCACAGAGCUUCUUCCCAUAACCUUCUUUGUCCUUUCAGUUCUGUCACAACCAGGCCUUUUCUGCUCAGCAACAGAAGUACAUAAGUACCUUCUGGUUCCUCUGUUCAUUAUCUCACUCUUCUGUGAUGUACUGAACCUUCUUUGCGCAAAGAAUAAAGACUUAAAAGACUUUGUUGACUGAAGCUUUA
Molecule: messenger RNA, 1627 nt
Organism: Sander lucioperca (pikeperch)
Lineage: Eukaryota; Metazoa; Chordata; Actinopteri; Perciformes; Percidae
Exons: 6
Coding region: 549-1265 (238 amino acids)
Biological process (GO): N-acylphosphatidylethanolamine metabolic process
Cellular component (GO): cytoplasm
Molecular function (GO): glycerophospholipid phospholipase A1 activity; A2-type glycerophospholipase activity
Source: RefSeq, a predicted model, not a curated record